ACUAAAAUAAAAUUUGUUGUGAUCGAUAAUCAACGAAUGUGAAAUUCUAGUAUAAGAAUAUUUUUGUGUGUUGAAAAAAUUCUAUGUUAAGAUGCAACUCCGCUUCUUUGGCAGGCAUGAAUGGGGUGCCAAGAACCCGUUAAGAGCUCACCAUGACAGGGCGCACACAAAUUACGAUUUGCAGAUUCCUGUGAAAUGUGUCAUAUUCGGAUACACACAGAGCCAACCAUGCUACGAAAUUGAGCAUUGCAAACAAUGUAUAAGGGAUAUACAGAAGAGAAAUAUGGAAAAAUACCAGCUGCUUGAUAUAAGAUACAAUUUCCUAAUUGACUACUUAGGAAACAAAUAUAUUGGCAGAGGAUGGAAAACGAUGCCCAGUUUGCCUAAAAAAUAUCGACAAUAUCAGAGGAAGUCUUUAUACGUUGGUUUAAUCGGAUUUUAUAACGCCCAAUCACCACCUUCGCCAGAAAUGUACAAGGCCAAGGAACAGCUGUUGAAAGCAGGUGUUCGAAAAGGAGAAAUAUCGCUGAAGUUCCUUGAAUUUAACAUUUAAAUGUUUUUCUCUGAAUGAUAAAUACUGUGUUUUGUACACCAUGUUCUGUACACUGUGUUUUGUGC
Molecule: messenger RNA, 618 nt
Organism: Macrosteles quadrilineatus (aster leafhopper)
Lineage: Eukaryota; Metazoa; Arthropoda; Insecta; Hemiptera; Cicadellidae
Product: peptidoglycan-recognition protein LC-like
Exons: 4
Coding region: 92-553 (153 amino acids)
Biological process (GO): peptidoglycan catabolic process
Molecular function (GO): zinc ion binding; N-acetylmuramoyl-L-alanine amidase activity
Source: RefSeq, a predicted model, not a curated record